Molecule: messenger RNA, 1140 nt
Organism: Periconia digitata
Lineage: Eukaryota; Fungi; Ascomycota; Dothideomycetes; Pleosporales; Periconiaceae
Source: the annotation of a GenBank genome assembly
AUGUCCGAUCUCGCCAGAACCUUCGCCAAAGCCAAACUCUCCUCUCUCCCGCCCCCCGAAACUCUCCCCGAAGACCCACCUUCCGAACCGUACGAAGACGAUUCAUCUUCGGCAUCUUCCAUGUCUUCUACCGGCACCGUUAUACCCACGUCCUCGCAGCGACCCGCACCUUUGCUUCACUGGACCUCGUACUACACCCAAGAAUUCUACCUCGAGCGGCCAGCAUCGGCGGCGCGGAACGCUGCCAAAUUCCACGUAUACUUCACACCACCCAAAAGUUCGAAAGCGCCGCUGUUGGUGCUACAUCAUGGAGCUGGUAGCUCGGCGCUGAGCUUCGGGCUGUUCGCCAAGGAGGUGCAGAAGGCGAUGCCCGAGAUAGGCGUGCUAGCUAUCGAGGCCAGGGAGCAUGGUAGCGUCGUAUGGGGGACCGAUGGAACUGCCGAUAGCGAUUUGUCGAUUCAUUUGCUGAGCCGGGACCUGAUGGACAUGCUGGAUCUGAUGCGGACCAAGAUGGCCUGGCCAGAGCUGCCGACCGUGGUGCUCGUGGGACAUAGUCUUGGCGGGGCAGUUGUCACACACGCGGCGAAUGAGGGGCUGCUGGGUGGUAAGCUCAUGGGAUUCGCGGUGCUGGACGUGGUUGAGGGGAGUGCUAUGGAGACUAUUCAGCACAUGCAGACAUAUCUCGCAAGUCGGCCCAAGUCAUUUGCUACGUUGCCUGCUGCGAUAGAAUGGCAUAUAAGAUCACGGUUAAUAAGAAAUCCCCAAAGCGCCAGAGCGAGUGUGCCCAGCUUACUGUUGGAGGCGUCUGACGGCCGCUGGGUAUGGCGGACUGACCUGUCGAGCACACAACCGUAUUGGGAGAACUGGUUCACUGGGUUGAGCGCCAAGUUCCUCAACGGCAAAGGCGCAAAGCUUCUCAUUCUUGCUGGCACAGACCGGUUAGACAAGGAAUUAAUGAUUGGACAGAUGCAGGGCAAAUUCCAGCUUCAAGUACUUCCCGCCGCAGGUCAUUUCCUACACGAAGAUCUGCCCGAAAAGACGGCGGAAGUAAUCGUCGAGUUCAUCAAACGCAAUGACCGCAGCACACUGAUUCUCCCACCAAAGGUAUCAGACCUUCUGGCACAGGGCAAGAAAGUGUGA